AUGGAGUCGCACGUGCAGAGCGGUAAAAAGAGGUCGUGGACGGACGAGAAGCACGUGCAGUUCUUGAACAGCAUGGAGGCAUCGUUUGUGCGCGCCAUGUUUGAGAAGAAGGAUCAUCGCCUUCUUCGUCUCGACCGUUACUUGCCUGACACCUCAGACUCAACCCUAGAUCUCAAAACCCUCAACAAAACCAAAAAACAAGGCGGCAGAAUUAACGGCGGAGCAGACAGAAGAUUAAGGAGAUUUUCAUCUCAACCGUUCAAUGCAUCACAAGAUCAGGUGGUCCCGCAGUUUGAGAUGAGAGCGGUUGGUGAUAAAGAUGAGAGAGACCACCUAAAUGUACCUGAUCAGCUAUGA
Prunus armeniaca (apricot) is the source of this 357-nucleotide messenger RNA. NCBI's taxonomy places the organism in Eukaryota, Viridiplantae, Streptophyta, Magnoliopsida, Rosales, Rosaceae. The record is from the annotation of a GenBank genome assembly.